Molecule: messenger RNA, 3516 nt
Organism: Xenia sp. Carnegie-2017
Lineage: Eukaryota; Metazoa; Cnidaria; Anthozoa; Malacalcyonacea; Xeniidae
Product: kinesin-like protein KIF28P
Exons: 27
Coding region: 117-3104 (995 amino acids)
Biological process (GO): cytoskeleton-dependent intracellular transport; microtubule-based movement
Cellular component (GO): microtubule; kinesin complex
Molecular function (GO): microtubule motor activity; ATP binding; ATP hydrolysis activity
Source: RefSeq, a predicted model, not a curated record
UAUUUAAUCUUUGGUUGCCAUGGGAGAGAUGUAAAUAUGGAGUCUGGUGUAUCACGUUGAAGCCGAACUAAAAUCAACGAUUUUAGAUUGUAACAUCGAUCAAAGCCAUUUAAAUCAUGGCUGAAUCAGUGAAAGUCGCCGUCCGCGUUCGACCUUUUAAUACAAGGGAGAAGGACAGAAAUGCGAAAUGUUGUAUCGACAUGCCAAAUAAAACGAUGACUCGUAUCAAAGAUCCGGACAAUCCCGAUCAACCGCCGAAAGAGUUUACGUUCGACUUUUCCUACUGGUCACAUGAUGGUUACGAAGUAAAUAGUGAAGGUCUUUGCGUUCCCACUGAUGCUAAAUAUGCAGACCAAAGAACUGUAUUUGAUGAUCUGGGUCAGGGCGUGCUGAACAAUGCAUUUAAAGGGUUCAAUUGUUCGUUGUUUGCUUAUGGACAGACGGGAGCUGGAAAAUCUUAUUCCAUGGUUGGCUAUGGCCCCAACAAAGGUAUUGUACCAAUCACUUGUGACGAACUUUUCAAAAGUAUUACAGAAAACCAGGACAAAGCAAACACACGUUAUGAAGUAACCUUCAGUAUGUUGGAAAUCUAUAAUGAACAAGUGCGUGAUUUACUAACGAAGGAUAAUCCUAAAGGUGGUUUGCAAGUUCGUCAGAAUCCCAAAUUGGGAUCGUUUUUCGUACAAGGUUUAAAGAAAGUGGCGGUUGGAAGCUACAAAGAAAUCGAGAAACGAACAGAAGAAGGAACGUCAAAUAGGACGGUAGCCGCAACGCAGAUGAAUGCCACUAGCUCACGGGCUCAUACUGUUGUGACAGUGACUUUUGAUCAGAUCAGCAAAAAUGACUCGGGACAGGAGACGAAGAAAAGCAGUACCAUCAACUUGGUUGAUUUGGCAGGUAGCGAAAGAGCGGAUAGUACGGGAGCCACAGGUGAUCGUUUGAAAGAAGGCGCAAAUAUCAACAAAAGUUUAUCAGCUUUGGGCAAUGUUAUUUCUGCCUUGGCUGAUCUUUCCAUGGGAAAAAAGAAAAUCAUGGUACCUUAUAGAGACUCUGUUCUCACUAAAUUACUUCAGAAUGCUCUAGGUGGGAACAGUAAGACGAUUAUGAUCGCAGCGUUAUCGCCUGCAGAUAUAAACUAUGAUGAAACACUUAGUACACUGAGAUAUGCUGAUCGUGCAAAAAAAAUCAAAAAUAAAGCGGUCGUCAAUGAGAAUCCGAUGGACAAGUUGAUCCGGGAACUUAGAGAGGAAAACGAAAAGUUAAAAAAGUUCCUUGACGGAGGUGGAGCAACCAUACAAGAUGUGAGUGGUCGGGGUGCUGCAAUGAGUGCUGAAGAGAAGGAAAAGAUGCGAAAAGAGAUGGAAGCUGAGAUUCGCGCCCAGCUCGCAGCCAAUCAGGAAGCAAUGCAGAGUUGGGAUGAAAAGCUGGAAAAAUCACGUAGUGAAGAGGUUAAUGACUCGUCCCAGUCCAAAAUUGCCGAUAUUCCUCAUUUGGUGAACUUGAACGAAGAUCCCAUGUUGUCUGGAGUGGUUAGACAUUUUCUCGAAGGAGACGAGAUUACUGUUGGUCGUAAGGAUGCUGAUCCAGCACCAAUUAUAACUCUCAGUGGACUAAGCAUUCAAAAGCAACACGCCAUUAUCACGGUGAAAAAUGGCGAGAUUACUGUAAAACCAGCAGCACAGGGAGCAAAAACUAAAGUAAACGGAAUGCCGUUACCUGGAGAACGGGUGUUGAAACACCUCGACAGAGUUUUAUUUGGUUCAAACCACCUUUAUUAUCUUGUCAAUCCAAAGAAUACGGAAAAGAGUGAAGGAUCCCCGGAUGAAGUGGACUGGAACUACGCGCAAAAGGAGAUGGCAGAGGCAACUGGUUUUCAAACUGGUUUUGGAACCGGCUUGUCUAAAGAACAACAACUCGCCCAAGAACAAGUGUUGGAAUUACUUCCUCUGGUCGGCGAAGCAAACGCAGUCAGUGAAGAACUGGACAAACACAAGAACUUCGAGCUCGUUCUAAUCUCUGGUGCUGCUCAAGGAAAUCUAACUGGAAGCACAAAAGUUAUGGUCAAAAUGACCGAUCUUCUGAAUGGCAACUCGUGGCUCUGGGAUCGUGGAAAGUUCAUGAAUAGACGUUAUUUAAUGCAGGAUCUUUACCAACGUUACCUGGAUGGAGACUCGACCGUCGCCAACAUUCCUCAAGAGGAAGAUCCAUUUUGGGAGCCACUGGAAGACGUUUUGGUUGGUACGGCUAAUGUCUUCUUGCAAAGUCUUGCUUACGCUCUGGAUUUUGACGAUAAACUCAGCGUUACAGAUUACAAGGGAGGGGAACAAGCUUCAAUGUAUGUGAAUGUUACGCCAUGUAAUCAAAAUGGAAAGUCUCUUGAUGAAGAUUAUUUUGUUGAUGACAGCAAGGAGUUAUUGGGAAAACCAUAUCAUUAUAAAGUCACGAUUCGCACGGCCGAGGUUCGCAACUCGCGGUUCUCGAAAGGUCUCUACGUCAAGUACAAAACUUUCGAUCAAACGGAAGAGUUCACGAAAUCUCCGGUCGUCAAAGAUUCUCUAUCCCCGGAGUUUAAUCACUCUACGAUAUUCUCGUUUCCCGCCAUACGAGAUGAGCAUCUGGAAUGGUUCGAGAAUGGUUGCAUUACGCUCAUGUUGUACGCAAUACAGAAGGAGUCACUCGCUGAUUCAAGACUCUCAAAGAUGACAACAAAGGAAUUACGUCAAAUGGAUCAAUACAAAAGAACCGAUAGGAACCCAUCUUUGAGGAGAAGUGUUUCCAUGAAAGUGGAAACGAAUGAAAUUUCCCAACUGAAAUCGGAAAUCAUUUUGUUGAAACGACAAAAUGAGAGACUUUUAAAGAAAGAGAAACGACUGCAGAGUUUAUGCGAAGAAUGGGCAAAGAAACCAUCGCCCGAACAAGAUUUUGCCGCCUUUCAUCGUCAAGUAUCUGCUGCCGCAUACCAUCAGAGUGGCAGGCUCAAAUAUCGUGUUCAUAUGUUACAAGCGCUACUCAAGGCUCAACCUGCAAUCGAAGCCAACGGCCAGGCGAAACUGGAUGAACCGAAAAAGGGUGGUGCGGGAAGUCGCGCAUGCUCUGUCAUGUAAUUUCGCGUGUGAUGUGUAGGAUUCAAGAGAAAGAUUGAACCGCAACGUGCAAUGUAAUUGAACGUAUGUUUAUAUCUUUCGCAUUUGUAAGUAUUAAAACAAUGAAGUAUGCAUCGCUACUUGGGAUUGUGGAGCAAUUAAAUAUAUAAUUAUUUUACCAUCAUAGAAAUAAAUUAUUCCUUCCCUGAAAGGUCUGCAACUAUAAUGGAACCUUACGAUGUCCUAUUUGGUUUGCUUCAGUUUGCACUUGAUAAAAACAAAUAAGUUUGGCAAUUUUCCCUUUUAUUUUUAAAGUACACAAAGUUAAAAUAUCUAUUUGACUUGCAUAAAUUACCAUAAAGAAUCAAAACUUGUUUUAUGAAUACAUUUGUUAAGACUUGGUUGUGCUUAUAAAUUUAAACGUUUCUUCGAA